AUGACGCAGAAACAGGAGCCGGUGCCAAUGCGACCCUACUGUGGCUCCCACCCACGUCAGUGCAUCGACCAAAACCCACUACGGGGCAGAAUGCGGAUCAGAAAUGGAACAGACGACUCGAGCCGAUUGCGAAAGAUCACAAAACCACUGAUGGAGAAGAAAAGGCGAGAACGAAUAAACAUGGCGUUGGAGGCUCUGAAGCGAUUCGUCGCUGAGCCAAUUCUAAAAGAGGGGGCGCAGAAACUGGAAAAAGCUGAUAUUCUCGACCUCACAGUCAAAUACGUGUAUUCCUGCGCGAGACGUAAGUCCAGAAGUGGAUUUUAUGUGGGUAUGUGCGUAUCCGAAACCCCAUUGGCUCCACAAGCUCCUCGCGAGCUACGUGACCGCGAAUCCCCAGCCAAGACAGUCGGUCAAAUUAGCACAUUAAUUUCUUCGGUGGCAAUUGUCGCCAGUCUAGUAAUCAGCAAUUCGACUGCAGCGGCGACGUGGCCGAGCCAAGCACCGUGGCUCAGCUUCCUGGCCGGCUACGCGGCCUGCGAGGCCAACCUGCACAGCCUCCUGGUGGCCGCGGCCGGCGCGUCGCGGCCACAAGCCGGCCUCUCGCCUCGCGAGAUGUCCCUCCUCGUGGCGCUGGACGGCCGCAAGAACGCCGCCGCCACGAGCUUCCUUGCGGCCUUGGCAGCGCCGUCCACGUCGCAGACCACUCCGCCCGCGGCGCAUCUCCAGUCCGAAGGCGAACCAACGCACCCACCCCAGCCUCCGCGUGUUUGGCGACCGUGGUAA
Mesocestoides corti is the source of this 783-nucleotide messenger RNA. The record is from the annotation of a GenBank genome assembly. NCBI's taxonomy places the organism in Eukaryota, Metazoa, Platyhelminthes, Cestoda, Cyclophyllidea, Mesocestoididae.